Molecule: messenger RNA, 3812 nt
Organism: Nerophis lumbriciformis (worm pipefish)
Lineage: Eukaryota; Metazoa; Chordata; Actinopteri; Syngnathiformes; Syngnathidae
Gene: gnai3
Product: guanine nucleotide binding protein (G protein), alpha inhibiting activity polypeptide 3
Biological process (GO): adenylate cyclase-modulating G protein-coupled receptor signaling pathway; G protein-coupled dopamine receptor signaling pathway
Cellular component (GO): cytoplasm; heterotrimeric G-protein complex
Molecular function (GO): G-protein beta/gamma-subunit complex binding; GTP binding; G protein-coupled receptor binding
Source: RefSeq, a predicted model, not a curated record
UUCGGCACAGAACCGCUUCUUAGCGUCUGGAUGAAGAGAACAGAGAGACAGCGGCGCGAGCUGUCAAUGUCUCGGCGAAAAUACUAUUUUUUAUCGCGUUUUUUGGGGGGGAAACUUUGUAUUAUGACAUUUUUCUUUGUAGUUUAUGGUUAGACUUUUAAACUGUGUCAUUGUUAUGUUAUCGAACCACUGAUAAAGUGCUUCGAGACAAUUCCCAAACACCCACCAGGACACGUUUGUGCUACUUUUCCGGGACACUUGUGGAGUUAAACUGCUGAAGCUUUCCAGCUUCUCUCUGGCGACGUAUGAGCUCCUGAAAAGAAUAAUUUCUAUUAUAUUUGUCAAAAAGUUGUUCCGAGAGCCGUCAUGGGCUGCACCAUCAGCGCCGAGGACAAAGCUGCGGUGGAGAGAAGCAAGAUGAUCGAUAAAAACCUUCGAGAAGAUUUAGAGAAGUCCUUGAGAGAAGUGAAGCUGCUUUUACUCGGUGCUGGAGAAUCUGGGAAAAGCACACUAGUGAAGCAGAUGAAAAUCAUUCACGAAGAUGGCUACUCAGAGGAGGAGUGCAGUCAGUACAAAGUGGUAGUCUACAGCAACACCAUCCAGUCCAUCAUGGCCAUUGUCCGGGCCAUGGGGCGCCUAAAGAUUGAGUUUGGGGAUGAGGCCCGGGCGGGUGAUGCCCGUCAGCUGUUUGUGCUGGCUAGUGCAGCAGAGGAAGGUGUGAUGCCAGCGGAGCUCAGCGGCGUGAUCCAGCGGUUGUGGAGUGAUAGCGGUGUUCAGACCUGCUUUGACAGAUCACGAGAGUACCAGCUUAACGACUCUGCUGCAUACUAUCUGAAUGACUUUGACAGGCUCUGUCAGCCCAACUACAUCCCGACCCAGCAAGAUGUACUGCGGACGCGUGUCAAAACCACAGGAAUCGUGGAAACUCACUUCACCUUCAAAGAUCUUUACUUUAAAAUGUUUGAUGUCGGAGGUCAGCGCUCAGAGAGGAAGAAGUGGAUUCAUUGCUUUGAGGAAGUCACGGCCAUCAUUUUCUGUGUGGCUCUCAAUGACUAUGACCUGGUCUUGGCUGAGGAUGAAGAGAUGAACCGCAUGCAUGAGAGCAUGAAGCUCUUUGACUCCAUCUGCAACAACAAAUGGUUUACAAGAACCUCUAUCAUCCUCUUCCUCAACAAGAAGGACUUGUUUGAGGAGAAGAUAGGCAGGAGUCCUCUUACAAUUUGCUACCCCGAGUACAAAGGUGAAAACACGUAUGAGGAGGCAGCGCAUUACAUCCAAAGCCAGUUUGAAGACUUGAAUAAAAAAAAGGCCAGCAAGGAGAUCUACACCCACUUUACUUGUGCCACAGACACCCAGAAUGUGCAGUUUGUGUUUGACGUUAUCACCGAUGUUAUUAUCAAAAUCAACCUGACGGAUAUCGGACUCUACUAAAGAUUUAGGACCUGAAGGUGUCACAAGGGGUUUCUGGUGAUCUUGGCUGGUAUCUGCUAACUGCGGGAAAGGCAGAGGGAAUUGUUUUACAAAUGGACUAAGCCGCAACUAUGACAUCCACAAUUUUGGAGACUUUUGUCAUGAUUACUUUAGUCAUGGCAGAGAGAUGAAGUAAUUUGUGAGAGUGGCUAGCCAAACAAUCACUGUGAGUUCUUUGCUCCUGUGGCAGGUAAAGACUCGGAUACACCAUCGGUAUGUCUGUUUUUCACAGCUGAUAUGUAAAUUUACCUGGUUGAGUGUUAUCUUGCAAAUCUGUGUUACACAUAGCUUUUAGUUUAAAAACUGGGUUGCUGUAUUGCUUUGCAAAGUACCAUAUUUUUCGGAGUAUAAGUCGCUCCGGAGUAUAAAUUGCACCGGCCGAAAAUGCAUAAUAAAGAAGGAAAAAAACAUAUAAGUCGCACUGGAGUAUAAGUCGCAUUUUUUGGGGAAAUGUAUUUGAUAAAACCCAACACCAAGAAUAGACAUUUGAAAGGCAAUUUAAAAUAAAUAAAGAAUAGUGAACAGCAGGCUGAAUAAGUGUACGUUAUUUGACGCAUAAAUGACCAACUGAGAACGUGCCUGGUAUGUUAACGUAACAUAUUAUGGUAAAAGUCAUUCAAAUAACUAUAACAUAUAGAACAUGCUAUACGUUUACCAAACAAUCUGUCACUCGUAAUCGCUAAAUCCGAUGAAAUCUUAUACGUCUAGUCUCUUACGUGAAUGAGCUAAAUAAUAUUAUUUGAUAUUUUACGGUAAUUUCACACAUAAGUCACUCCUGAGUAUGAGUCGCACCCCCGGCCAAACUAUGAAAAAAAACGCGACUUAUAGUCCGAAAAAUACGGUAUACGUACCUUAACUUAUGUGGAGGACAUAGUUUUGUAUUUGGUAAAGAUUAUACAUUACAUACAUAUAAUUCUACUGAACUCCACUGCAGCACAGUCUAACUUUAUGUAGUACAUUAUACUGAACUAUUUUUAUAUUUUUAACUGAGACACAUCACAGCACAGAAAUUCCUAAAAGGGAGUUGAUGAAAUUUCUUGAUUAAUGUUAUUCACUUAGUCGGCUCAAUAUCGAAGCCGUUUUCUUUCAGAAUCCAUGAAGACAUGCAUUUAUGUUUCGCCGCUCUCACCUCAUGCUAAAGACGACUUUAUUCUUCCCUCACUUUUUGUUCAAAGAAGUCCUAUCAGCCAGUUUUCCCAUUUAGAAUUUGCAUGGCUCUCUCUGCAUUUAUAUUAGCUCAUUUUAAAAUCAUUAGAUGCGGGCUGUGCUUCCUUUGUUUGGUUUUAAAUCAAAAAAAUCUUCCACCAGGCGGUUGAUAUCAUCCUGGAAGACGUUUAAUGGCCUUUUGCAAACAAAGCCGUAAAGGUUGUGAUGCAAAGGGGAAGGAGUAUUUUCUGAAAUAUGUGUUUUGAAGUGAUGGUUGAUCGUGAUCAGCCGUUGCUUGUGUAUGUGUAGCUCAACAACACACCACAGACAUCAACAAGUGGGUAGUGGGAAAUGCAGGGAAAGAUUUGUGAAUGCAAGUUUUGGGUUUAUGCAUAAUCAACUAUUGUAAAUAGAGAGACUUUAAAAGACAAGUAAAAUUCCGAUUCAUCCACAAACUUUGAUUCUGUUGUCAAUGUACUUGUUUUAACUGCAAAGGUGUUCUUCAAUUACUGUUCUUGCGAGGUCGGAUGCAACACAUGUUGGGGCUUUGGAAUUGAUUAAUUUCAAACUAAUAAGGCAUAUCUUAUUUAUGUCCAAGUGCCCUGCCGUAUUCAUUGUGUAACUGCUUAAAGACAAUUAUUGUUAACUUACUUAAUAGCAGUGCCUUUGCUCAAUGGAUUUGAACACAAUCAAAGAAAACAAUUGGGACUGGCAAGCUAUUUGUUUUCUUUGUCCAAACACUUUUCUCUGCAAAGGGAUUAAGAGAAUGUGGCAACAAUUCCAAAACACUGCAUAAGCACUGAGGGCAUGAUCUGCUAAGAUCCAAAUUCCACACGUUAAACAUUGUGUGCAAAUUAUAUAAUUUAAUGUACUAUUGAUGGUUGUGUUGCAUGCGAUCUACAAAGACUGCAUGUACAAUUGAUAACAAGUGCAUGAGUGGCGCAUUUUACAUGUACUAUGCGGCUUUCCCCAUGGAGACACUCAUUUACUGCACAUUCAUGUCAUCACCUACCUGUGGUGUUUUGCAGCAGACAUGUACCACUUUUUCCGGGCAUUUUGGAAGCGGUCUAGCUGUGCAUCUACAGUGGAACCCACUUUUUUAAUGUUUUGAUGGCGGAAUGUUCCAGCCGUAAGAAAAUGCAUAUUGCAAGAAUGUUUUUUAUGUAUUAAAAAACUGAUGUCAUUAAAAAAAAAAA